Heterocephalus glaber (naked mole-rat) is the source of this 2051-nucleotide messenger RNA. The record is from RefSeq and is a predicted model, not a curated record. NCBI's taxonomy places the organism in Eukaryota, Metazoa, Chordata, Mammalia, Rodentia, Bathyergidae.
AGCAAAGGGUAAGAAAUGGAGAGGGAAAAGAACAGUCCCGUGCUUCAGGUCCCCUUGAUCUUCCCCGCCGCCUCUCCCGACCCUGCCCGGAGGCCAGUGGCGCAGUGCGCCUGCUCCGAGCCUGACUUCCGUCCUGCGGGGGCCCGAGCUUUGACAAGACGCACACUGAGUGACUGUAGCGCGCGUGCUGAUGACGAAGUCGGAAGUUCUUUUGCCAGAGGCGGUGCCAGAGCCCAGAAGGGCUCGGAAUUGCGGAAGUUUUAUGAAGAGGGUCCCACGGCUGUUGUAGUGCAGUUUUGUUUCGCGAGUUCCGUUACGGAGGUGGUUGCUUGCGGUUUGACAGACACCAGUCUCCGGAGGUUUGCAGCGGCUACACUGGAAGCGAUUCGACGUCGCUGCUGUUGGUUCUCCUCGGCCCUCGUUCGUCCCCAGAGAACCGCCUCGGAUUUCCGCCAUGGCAUCCACUGGGUCCAAUCUCCAGAUGAAGCACAGGGUGAUAAAGCCAAGCAAAGUAUCAGGGCAAAGUGUACAGAAUAUCUUGAUAGAGCAGAAAAACUAAAGGAGUAUCUGAAGAAAAGAGAGAAAACCCCACAGAAGCCAGUGAAAGAGGGACAGCCAAGUCCAGCUGAUGAGAAGGGGAAUGACAGUGAUGGGGAAGGAGAAUCUGAUGAUCCUGAAAAAAAGAAACUACAGAAUCAACUUCAAGGUGCCAUCGUUAUUGAGAGACCAAAUGUGAAAUGGAGCGACGUUGCUGGUCUUGAAGGAGCCAAAGAAGCACUUAAAGAGGCUGUGAUUUUGCCCAUUAAAUUUCCCCAUCUUUUUACAGGCAAGAGGACACCUUGGAGAGGAAUCCUAUUAUUUGGGCCACCUGGAACAGGAAAAUCCUAUUUAGCCAAAGCUGUAGCAACAGAAGCAAACAACUCAACAUUUUUUUCAAUAUCUUCCUCUGACCUUGUUUCUAAGUGGCUAGGUGAAAGUGAAAAACUGGUUAAGAAUUUAUUUCAGCUUGCCAGGGAGAACAAGCCUUCCAUUAUCUUCAUUGAUGAAAUUGAUUCUCUCUGUGGUUCAAGAAGUGAAAAUGAAAGUGAAGCUGCACGUAGAAUUAAGACAGAGUUUCUUGUGCAAAUGCAAGGGGUUGGUGUGGACAAUGAUGGAAUUUUGGUUCUGGGAGCUACAAACAUACCCUGGGUUCUGGAUUCUGCCAUUAGGCGGAGAUUUGAGAAACGAAUCUACAUUCCUUUGCCAGAAGCCCAUGCCCGAGCAGCAAUGUUUAAAUUGCACUUGGGAACCACUCAGAACAGUCUAACAGAAGCAGACUUCCGAGAACUUGGGAAGAAAACUGAUGGUUAUUCAGGGGCAGAUAUAAGUAUUAUUGUUCGUGAUGCGCUUAUGCAGCCUGUUAGAAAAGUACAAUCAGCUACUCAUUUCAAAAGGGUUUGUGGACCUUCUCGAGCUGACCCCAACAACAUCGUAGAUGAUCUGCUGACACCCUGCUCUCCGGGGGACCCUGGUGCCAUUGAAAUGACAUGGAUGGAUGUCCCUGGAGAUAAACUUUUGGAGCCAGUUGUUUCCAUGUCGGAUAUGUUGCGGUCACUGUCUAACACAAAACCCACAGUCAAUGAACACGACUUGUUGAAAUUAAAGAAGUUUACAGAAGAUUUUGGCCAAGAAGGCUAAACCAAAGACAGCAAGAAAGAUGUUUACUAUAUGUAUUCCUGCUUUCACCAAUAUUUAUGCCUUUCUUGGGUGGCAUUGAGAUCAUUUCCAGUUAAACUCUUUUACCACAGAGAAAAUACAUCUCUCUCCAGAGUUCCUCCAAGUUUUGUAUUAUACUUUUCCUCUGUCACCUAUUAAAUACUUCCAGUAACAAAAAUUAUAAAACAGUGGGUUAUAAGGAAAUGAGCAAUAUGUGAAUGGCAUAAAAAAUAGAUAUUACCCAGUAAAAAGAGUAUUGAACAUUGAUUGACCUACAAAUACUUAAGAGUUUUUAUGAGUGGUAGUCUUUGCAGAGUCUUUAUCUUUUUUUUUUCUUUUUUUUUUUUGCUAAAAUU